GGACAACACAUAAUAUGGGAGAAGUCAGCACAACUGGACUAAACCAAAAGCUAAGAAGUUUCCUGAAUAUAACCAAAGACUUCGAGAGACAGAAUAGCAGGGGUGGGGGUUUGUCCAUGGUUUUCAGGGAAUGUCUAGGUCAUUUGGCAUUACAAAGUUAUUAAGAAAAUGUUCUGCAUCUCACUUUGGUGAGUGGCACCUGGGGUGUUACACGUUAGCAAGCAGUCAUCUAAGAUGCAUCAAUUGGUCCCAACCUACCUGGAGCAAAGCAGAAUGAAGAGUACCAAAGACACAAGGAAAAUAUGAGCCCAGGAGACAAAAAGGUCCACAUAAAUUAGAAACUCCAUCAGCCUGGGACCGGGAGAACUAGAUGGUGCUUGGCUACCACCAGUGACUGGCCUGACAGGGAACACAACAGAGAGUCCCUGAUGGAGCAGGAGAAAAGUAGGGUGCAGGACUCAAAUUCUAGUAAAAAGACUAGCUUAAUGAUCUGACUGAGACUGGAGGGACCCCAGAGGACAUGGCUCCCAGACUUUCUGUUAACCCAGAACUAAAACCAUUCCCGAGGCCAACUCUUCAGGCAAAGAUUAGACUGCACUAUGAGAUAUGAAAUGAUACUUGGAAAGAGUGUGCUUAGCUCAGCAUUAUGCCAGUACAUACAGGCUUCUAAAGCCAGGGAUCGUGCCAGCCCUUUCAUUUCAAGUACGACUGAAGGAGAAAAUUUUGAGCAGACACCAUUGAGACGAACAUUCAAGUCUAAGGUCCUUGCCCGGUAUCCUGAGAAUGUAGAAUGGAAUCCUUUUGACCAAGAUGCAGUGGGAAUGCUAUGCAUGCCCAAAGGGCUGGCAUUCAAGACCCAGGCUGAUCCCAGGGAGCCUCAGUUCCAUGCUUUUAUUAUCACAAGGGAGGAUGGAUCUCGGACAUUUGGGUUUGCCCUCACUUUUUAUGAGGAGGUCACUAGCAAGCAGAUCUGUAGUGCAAUGCAGACCCUCUAUCACAUGCACAAUGCUGAGUAUGAUGUCCUACAUACUCUCCCUGUUGAUGGCCGAGACGAGAGUGUCAUGGAGGAUGGUGAAGGCACUCCUGGGACCAAGCUGCAGCGCUUCAACUCCUAUGACAUUAGUCGGGACACACUCUACGUCUCUAAGUGUAUCUGCCUCAUCACGCCCAUGUCCUUCAUGAAGGCAUGUCGGAGUGUGCUGGAGCAGCUCCACCAGGCAGUCACUUCACCACAGCCCCCUCCACUGCCCCUUGAGAGCUACAUAUACAACGUACUCUAUGAGGUGCCACUCCCACCUCCUGGCCGGUCCUUGAAGUUUUCUGGGGUCUAUGGUCCAGUAAUCUGCCAGAGACCAAGUACCAAUGAGCUUCCCCUUUUUGACUUUCCUGUCAAAGAGGUCUUUGAACUGCUUGGGGUGGAGAAUGUAUUUCAGCUUUUUACUUGUGCCCUUCUGGAGUUUCAAAUCCUGCUCUACUCACAGCAUUACCAGAGACUGAUGACCGUGGCAGAGACAAUUACAGCUCUCAUGUUUCCUUUCCAGUGGCAGCAUGUCUAUGUCCCUAUUCUCCCGGCUUCUCUCCUACAUUUCUUAGAUGCUCCUGUUCCAUACCUGAUGGGCUUGCAUUCCAAUGGUCUGGAUGACCGGUCAAAGCUGGAGCUGCCUCAGGAGGCUAACCUCUGCUUUGUGGACAUUGACAACCAUUUCAUUGAACUGCCGGAGGACUUGCCUCAGUUUCCCAACAAGUUGGAGUUUGUCCAGGAAGUCUCUGAGAUUCUUAUGGCAUUUGGCAUUCCUCCUGAGGGGAACCUUCAUUGCAGUGAGAGUGCCUCCAAGCUGAAGAGGCUCCGGGCCUCUGACCUUGUUUCUGACAAGAGGAAUGGGAACAUCGCUGGGUCCCCUUUGCAUUCCUAUGAGCUCCUCAAGGAGAAUGAAACUAUUGCCAGGCUGCAAGCUUUGGUCAAAAGGACUGGAGUGAGCCUAGAAAAGCUGGAAGUGCGAGAAGACCCCAGCAGCAAUAAGGAUCUCAAAGUACAGUGUGAUGAGGAAGAAUUUAGGAUUUACCAGCUAAACAUUCAGAUCCGGGAAGUCUUUGCAAAUCGUUUCACUCAGAUGUUUGCGGAUUAUGAGGUUUUUGUCAUUCAGCCCAGCCAGGAUAAGGAAUCCUGGUUUACCAACAGGGAGCAGAUGCAAAACUUUGAUAAAGCAUCUUUUCUAUCAGAUCAGCCUGAGCCCUACCUGCCCUUCCUCUCAAGAUUCCUGGAAACCCAGAUGUUUGCUUCUUUCAUUGACAAUAAAAUUAUGUGUCAUGACGAUGAUGACAAAGACCCCGUGCUCCGGGUAUUUGAUUCUCGAGUAGACAAGAUCAGGCUAUUGAAUGUUCGGACACCCACUCUUCGUACGUCCAUGUACCAGAAGUGUACCACUGUGGAUGAUGCAGAGAAAGCAAUUGAGCUGCGUCUGGCAAAAAUUGACCAUACUGCAGUUCACCCCCAUUUACUCGACAUGAAGAUUGGACAAGGGAAGUAUGAGCCGGGCUUCUUCCCUAAGUUGCAGUCUGAUGUGCUUUCCACUGGGCCAGUCAGCAACAAGUGGACAAAAAGGAACGCCCCUGCCCAGUGGAGGCGGAAGGAUCGGCAGAAGCAGCACACAGAACACCUGCGUUUAGACAAUGAUCAGAGAGAGAAGUACAUCCAGGAAGCCAGGAAUAUGGGCAGCACCAUCCGCCAGCCCAAAUUGUCCAACCUUUCCCCAUCAGUCAUCGCCCAAACCAACUGGAAGUUUGUGGAGGGCCUGUUGAAGGAAUGUCGCAACAAGACCAAGAGGAUGCUAGUAGAGAAGAUGGGCCGAGAGGCUGUGGAGCUAGGACAUGGAGAGGUUAACAUCACUGGAGUGGAAGAAAACACCUUGAUCGCCAGCCUGUGUGACCUCCUGGAAAGGAUCUGGAGUCACGGGUUACAAGUGAAACAGGGGAAAUCAGCUUUGUGGUCCCACCUGUUACAUUAUCAGGAAAACCGGCAGAGAAAACUCACAUCAGGAAGCCUCAGCACCUCAGGAAUACUUCUUGAUUCAGAACGGAGGAAGUCUGAUGCCAGCUCAGUCAUGUCUCCCCUGAGGAUCUCACUUAUUCAGGAUAUGAGGCACAUUCAGAACAUAGGGGAAAUCAAGACUGAUGUGGGAAAGGCCAGAGCAUGGGUGCGACUAUCCAUGGAAAAAAAGUUACUUUCCAGACACCUGAAGCAGCUUCUCUCAGACCAUGAGCUCACCAAAAAGUUAUACAAGCGCUAUGCCUUCCUGCGCUGUGAUGACGAGAAGGAGCAGUUCCUCUAUCACCUCCUCUCUUUUAACGCUGUUGAUUACUUUUGCUUCACCAAUGUCUUCACGACUAUCUUGAUCCCAUACCACAUUCUAAUUGUACCGAGCAAGAAGCUGGGGGGCUCCAUGUUUACUGCCAACCCAUGGAUCUGCAUCUCAGGAGAAUUGGGUGAGACCCAGAUCCUGCAGAUUCCCAGGAACGUGCUAGAGAUGACCUUUGAGUGCCAGAACUUGGGGAAGCUCACUACUGUCCAGAUUGGCCAUGAUAACUCUGGACUGUAUGCCAAAUGGCUGGUGGAGUAUGUGAUGGUCAGGAAUGAGAUCACAGGACAUACCUACAAGUUCCCAUGUGGCCGGUGGUUGGGGAAGGGCAUGGACGACGGGAGCCUGGAGCGGGUCCUGGUUGGGGAGCUGCUCACAUCCCAACCUGAGGUGGACGAGAGGCCAUGCCGGACCCCGCCGCUGCAGCAGUCCCCCAGCGUCAUCCGGAGGCUUGUUACCAUCUCACCCAACAACAAGCCCAAGCUGAACACUGGGCAGAUCCAGGAGUCCAUCGGGGAGGCAGUCAAUGGCAUUGUGAAGCACUUCCAUAAGCCCGAGAAAGAGCGAGGCAGUUUGACGCUGCUGCUCUGUGGAGAGUGCGGACUUGUCUCGGCCCUGGAACAGGCUUUCCAGCAUGGAUUUAAAUCGCCCCGACUCUUCAAAAAUGUCUUCAUUUGGGAUUUUCUGGAAAAAGCACAAACCUAUUAUGAGACAUUAGAGCAGAACGAUGUUGUCCCUGAAGAAAACUGGCAUACAAGGGCCCGGAACUUCUGCCGAUUUGUCACUGCAAUCAACAAUACUCCCCGGAACAUCGGCAAGGACGGCAAGUUUCAGAUGCUGGUGUGCUUGGGAGCCAGAGACCACCUUCUACACCACUGGAUUGCCCUGCUGGCUGACUGCCCCAUCACCGCACACAUGUAUGAGGAUGUGGCGCUCAUCAAAGACCACACGCUUGUCAAUUCCUUGAUCCGCGUGCUGCAGACAUUGCAAGAGUUCAACAUCACGCUGGAGACGUCCCUUGUCAAGGGUAUUGACAUCUGACCUCCCAGCGCCAACUAGCAGCAGGACCAAGGAAGACUCCCAUCCUGCAGCUCUGACCCUUCUUUCCGAAGGGACUUAACGCGAGUUGUGCAGGAGUUGGAGAGGAGGUGUACACUCACUGUAAAAAGAAAACUAGAGGAUUUUUGGAAUAAAUAAUCUAUUUUAGAGUUUAUUUGCUGAUUUGCUUUUUACACACUUUCAUGUGAAAGAAUGAUAGGGAGAGGGAGACGAGGUUGGUGCCGCUUAUUUUGAAGCUGGUGCCCUCCCUCGCCAUGGCCGCAUGAUGGGAGCCUGCGGCCUCCCUGGACUGAGCCUGUGGCGCCACGUGCGGGGCAGUUCUGCUUCUUGCCCCGUUGUGUUAAUGAGGCCAUUCCACAUCGUUUUUAAACUAAUGUUUUCUAUAUUAACAUUAUUACGGAUAUUUGGCUUUCAUGGGCCACACAGGUCUGCUGAGCAGGAAGCCCCAUAUUCCAAUCAAAGGGAUUUUUAGUAGUGCCUGUAACGAGCACUGAUGAGUCAGUCCCAUGUCUUUUCUUUUUUUGUCAGUAUUAUUUGGGAAGGAGACAUGCCAGGACACGUCACUGUGCAGAAACUGGGUUUCCUCUUGGCACACAGUUGCACAAAAGUAAACAUAAGCAUGUUUUAACAGGUUUUUUUUUUUUUUUUUUUACAUUUUAUUUAUUUAACCUAUCAUUGUGUGUUUUAAGACUUUUUUUUUUUGUUUUCUCCUUUUUUUAAGGGAAGGAAAACCUUGUCACAGUCUAACUGGCUAUGUUAUAAUUGUUAAAUUUAUAUUGUUUUGCAACUUAGAACCCAGCUACAGUAUGGCCCACUUAAUAAAACACCUGAAACAAAA
This is a messenger RNA of Loxodonta africana (African savanna elephant), 5253 nucleotides long. RefSeq names its product DENN domain containing 5A (gene DENND5A). Bases 600 to 4397 code for a protein of 1265 amino acids. The record is from RefSeq and is a predicted model, not a curated record. Gene Ontology annotation, biological process: retrograde transport, endosome to Golgi. Gene Ontology annotation, molecular function: small GTPase binding; guanyl-nucleotide exchange factor activity. NCBI's taxonomy places the organism in Eukaryota, Metazoa, Chordata, Mammalia, Proboscidea, Elephantidae. The transcript is spliced from 23 exons. Gene Ontology annotation, cellular component: trans-Golgi network.